Molecule: messenger RNA, 339 nt
Organism: Trypanosoma cruzi
Lineage: Eukaryota; Euglenozoa; Kinetoplastea; Trypanosomatida; Trypanosomatidae
Product: histone H2B, putative
Exons: 1
Coding region: 1-339 (112 amino acids)
Biological process (GO): nucleosome assembly
Cellular component (GO): nucleosome
Molecular function (GO): protein heterodimerization activity; structural constituent of chromatin; DNA binding
Source: RefSeq, a predicted model, not a curated record
AUGGCCACCCCCAAGAGCUCGUCGGCGAACCGCAAAAAGGGCGGCAAGAGGUCGCACCGCAAGCCGAAGCGGACGUGGAAUGUCUACAUCAGCCGCUCGCUCAAGUCGAUCAACAACCAUAUGUCGAUGUCCGGCCGGACGAUGAAGAUUGUGAACUCGUUCGUGAACGACCUCUUUGAGCGCAUUGCGUCCGAGGCCGCCACGGUGGUGCGCGUCAACAAGAAGCGCACACUGGGUGCACGCGAGCUGCAGACGGCGGUGCGCCUCGUGCUGCCGGCGGACCUGGCGAAGCACGCAAUGGCGGAGGGCACCAAGGCGGUGUCGCACGCCUCUAGUUAG